GAAUUUCACAAGUCCUUGAUGAAUGUUUCAUGUUCUAAUAAAGCUUAAGAUAGUCUGGGAAAAUUUCUCACUCCUUCCACCUUUUCCACCUGAAGGGUAUAUCUAGCUUAUAUGUCUCUAUGACUUUCAAGAAUCUAUAUUUUAGUAAGAAAUUGAAGGAGUAGGUAACCUUGGAAAAUACCUUUGAUAACAUUCAAUUCCAUAGAACAUGAAAAGACCACCGCCCCAAGAGUUCAAGGUGAAAUAGUCAUGGAACCUCAUGGAGUCAUGGAGUCUCAGAACCUUAUCAAGAAAGGCAAAGUCCAGGUCAACAAGUCUAGCACUUCCCAGCUGAAAAGAAAAGGCAUUGUCAGGUGGCAUGGAGCUGUCUCCACCAACUUAUUGAACCAAAAGGUCCUUGUUCCCAAUGAGGAACUAUCCAGUGACAGCGAUUCAGGAUCCUUCAUGACCCCAGAGAAUAAAAAGAAAAGCUUGGGGCAGAAGAUGAAAGUUUUCUUGGGUAAAGUUUUAACCACCAGAAUAAAAGAAGCGAAGCCUGCAAUCCCCCUCCAUGCUGCGUCUUCUAGGAAUAAGUCACCAGUGUUAUCUCACAAACAGCAUCACCUUCCUAAAAUGAUUCAACACCUCUCACUGUCACGGGAAACGGCCAAAAGGUCAGGAAGGAGGAUCUCACAGGCUGCAAUUCUCCAAAUGGAUGUUAAUGUUGUAGAGGCAGAGACGGAGCGGAUCACCGCAAACAAACUCAUUGUGCGCUCCAAGAAAACCACAAGGCGUGUGUCUGUCACCUCAGUGCCCGCAGGCCUACAGAAGGGUAAGAAAAGGCAGUUUGCCCUGGUGAAAAGGAAGAAGAAAGCGGUAGAAAAGGUGAAACAUCAGUCAGAGUACACCAUUGGCAAUCUACAGAUGCAGGUUGAUGAUCUAAUCGAAACAAUGGCAGACAAAUCCAGCAAACUGCUGGCACAAAGGCACGAGGAGCUUCGGGAGUGCGAAUCUCUGGGAGAUGAAAUACUUCAAUGUUCAAAGCAAUUCCAGAGAGUCUCCAAGAAGAACACCAGAAAGUACAAGUUUAAGAAUGUUUGUUUCCCUUGUAGCUGCUGCUGUUACUAGUGGCUCAUUCCCUUCUAUGUCACAUUUAUCAUUUCAUGCGUCUUUUGCUGCAAUAAUGACAAUAAUAACUACAGUCCCUUGGCUGCGUGAUAGGAUCAAUUAUAGAGUAAAAUAAAGUUAAGCUAAGAAGUGAACCUAAUAGCCUCCCUGUGCCCCUUUUUUAUACAAUUUCCCUUCUUCUGAAUGUGAGCUACAAUGAAUAGAGUUCUCAAAGUGAAAGAUAAUGUGUUCCCAGCGCAAAUAAACAGCAAAAAGAGAUUUGCUAGGCUUAAGUGUCAAAAUGUAAGGAAUUAAAAAUAAAAGUUCUAGUGCCGCCUAAACACUUACUAUGUGCCCCUUGUGUAAAUGGUAGUACAAGAGAAAUCCAUCGAGACGGAUCCUGUUAAAAUGGAAGAUUGAUCUGGCAAGUUAAAGUCCACAUCUGUGUCAGCUAAAUCCCCAGUGUAUGCAUUUCUGGCCUAUACAGCCCUUCUACAUAUGGCCAGAUGAGCUGUGCUGGCUUCAUCGUUCCAUCUGUAUAAACAGUCUUUACUCAACUAUAAAAAUGUUCAGAAGACCAGUCAUGUUUUACGAUUCCUCUUUAAAAAGGCUACAUUCAUAAUUCUAGUAUAAUUCGUCUUAAAGUGUCUCCAUUACAGUUGAGCGAACGUACAGUAAAUGUGUCUGAACCUGACGGCUCAGUGGUUUAUUGCUUUAGUCUUCAUAAAGUUCUGCCAUUUUGCAAGUGCUCCGGUUGCCUGGAAAAGUCCAGGACGACGGUCUCUGGUCUCCAAGCACUGAACUCAUCUUUUCUAGGUAACAGGAGCACUUGCAAAAUGGUACACAUUAAAGCAGACUAAAGCAAUCGAUGGCAGAGCUGACAAAUUUGAGUAUGGACACAUUUACUGUAAGUUCCCUCAUUACUAGUCUAAAAUAUAUGAAUAAAUAAAUGUAGUGCAGGAGUGUAUAUAAUAAUUAUUAUUUUAUAUAACUUGAUUUGUAGGUUUGGUCACCCAAUAGCAGUACAGGCUGCUUAUAGUUCUGCCCUAGUAGAUAAAGAGCCCUGUUCUGUAUCCAGUAUAGAAGCCAGCAGAUGUAGGGUGUUAUGCGAGUCUACAGGUCUAUCUACUUUACUGGGGACAGAAGCAUAGGAAACA
Molecule: messenger RNA, 2243 nt
Organism: Hyla sarda
Lineage: Eukaryota; Metazoa; Chordata; Amphibia; Anura; Hylidae
Gene: C6H3orf49
Product: chromosome 6 C3orf49 homolog
Exons: 5
Coding region: 250-1107 (285 amino acids)
Source: RefSeq, a predicted model, not a curated record